AUGAGUUGCGCAGAAUUUGGAGGAGCAACCAAGUUUGAAGGCAACCAAAGUGACUACAACGAAAAUCAAUUUCCAGAAUCAACAAAAGCGAAGUUGCGUUCUCGAAGACACAUCCCACCAAGAGCGAAGCCAAUUCAGCCAGCAAAGCCCCCAGUCGCAGUGAAAAUUCCAGCAGCUCCAAUCAAACAAGAAGCCAAGCCUACAGCUACGAGUAUAUGGUUGAUUAAGGCAUCAUCACAGCCAUUAUUUGUUUCCAUCCAAACAUGA
Molecule: messenger RNA, 267 nt
Organism: Anisakis simplex (herring worm)
Lineage: Eukaryota; Metazoa; Nematoda; Chromadorea; Rhabditida; Anisakidae
Source: the annotation of a GenBank genome assembly